Pelecanus crispus (Dalmatian pelican) is the source of this 357-nucleotide messenger RNA. Lineage: Eukaryota; Metazoa; Chordata; Aves; Pelecaniformes; Pelecanidae. The record is from RefSeq and is a predicted model, not a curated record.
CUCGCAUCGGGCACUGCCUGUGGCAACGUUUACCAAGGCUUGUCGGACUGCGUCCUCAAGCUGGGGGAAAGCAUGACCAUGUAUGAAGAGGCAGAUGGCAUCGAGCUGCAGGGGUUACACCGAGUCUGUGGGUACUGGGAUGAAUUUCACACAUGUGCUCUGAUGGCGCUCUGGGAGUGCCAGAAGGAAGCAACAGCUGUCUGGGAGAUGCUGAGAAGGGAGUCUCGAAAAAUCAAAUUUCAAGGCAGCUUGUUUGACCUCUGCAGCCCCAGCAUGGCCCAAAGCUUUGCCUGGACCCACGUUCCCAACAUUUCUGUCCUCAACAUCCUCCUCAUCAUCACUUGGCUGAACUUAUAA